This is a messenger RNA of Physcomitrium patens, 1672 nucleotides long. RefSeq lists its product as uncharacterized. Gene Ontology annotation, cellular component: CCR4-NOT complex. Lineage: Eukaryota; Viridiplantae; Streptophyta; Bryopsida; Funariales; Funariaceae. Gene Ontology annotation, biological process: mRNA catabolic process. The record is from RefSeq and is a predicted model, not a curated record.
GGGUGCCGAGAGCAUGUCGGCAGAGCGCCUCGGCGAGUUUGGUGUUCUUCGUGGCAGUUUUCGAGGCAGAGCUGUUGUUGUUGUAGUAGGUUGUGUUUAGGGUUCGAUGACCGAUGUCUAGAGGCGAAAAGUACCGUGCCAGCGAUAUAUUUCUUGUGCCGCGUCAAUUUGAGUUGGCUGGGUUUCUAUUAGGGUGUGUGAGAGUGAGUGGCGCGUUGUCGUGAAAUAGCCUUGUUUAGCUUUUGUGGACGUAGUAGGAGACUCUCGAAUCGAGUUUGAUCGAGCGAAUUGAACACGAUGGCGAGUGCGGAGCAGUUGGUUUUGGAGCUCAUCGUGCCGGAGCAGCGGGAAAAUGCGCUUCUUGACCUUUCCAAGAAAAGAGAAGCUUUUCCAGACUUAGCUCCAAUCCUUUGGCAUUCUUGCGGCACUAUUGCAGCUCUUCUACAGGAAAUCGUAUCUAUCUAUCCUAUGUUAUCUCCUCCCACACUAACUGCGGGAGCUUCGAAUCGAGUUUGCAACGCUCUGGCUUUGCUCCAGUGUGUUGCCUCUCAUCCGGACACUCGAGCUCUUUUCCUCAAUGCGCAUAUUCCUCUUUAUCUUUAUCCGUUUCUCAACACAGUGAGCAAAACGAGGCCGUUUGAAUAUCUUCGACUUACGAGCCUGGGAGUCAUUGGUGCCCUUGUCAAGGUGGAUGACACUGAAGUUAUUAAUUUCCUACUGUCAACCGAGAUUAUUCCUCUGUGCCUACGAACGAUGGAGAUGGGAAGUGAACUAUCCAAGACAGUGGCGACAUUCAUUGUUCAGAAAAUCCUUCUAGACGACGUGGGUCUCGCUUACAUAUGCGCCACUGCAGAACGGUUUUUCGCCGUCAGUGCAGUUCUUGCAAAUAUGGUCCAAAUGCUGGCCGAACAGCCUUCUGUUCGCCUCCUCAAACAUAUCAUUCGAUGCUAUCUUCGACUUUCUGAUAAUCUGAGAGCUUGUGAAGCCCUGAAGAAUUGUCUCCCUGAGCUGCUUCAAAACGGUACCUUCAACAACUGCCUACGGGAUGAUUUAACAACAAGGAGGUGGCUUGGUCAGCUUAUGGUAAAUGUGGGACAGCAGAUACAUCCACAGCGUAUGCCAUCAGGAAUGCAGGUUCCCCUGGAUCAGCUUCUGUCUGGUCAGUAAAGGGUGCCUUGUAUCAUAGAAGAAAUGGACAAUUCAAAUUCUGUAUUGCUAGAAGAUGGUAAAUAUUCACAUACAUUCCAAGUUGGGUUUCAUAUCCUCUUGCUCAUGGACCAAUGUGGUGCUUCUGAGUACCACGUCCAAACUUCUUUCUUUGUGAUUAUUUCUUUUGAGAGGAUGCAGUUUGAAAUGACCAGCUGGCAAGAUUGGAAACCACCUUUCCACAUUUGUCACAGGCCCAUUUGAGUGAAACAUUUUAGAGUCUUUCAGGAUCAUGUUGGAGAUGGGGGCUUUAAUUUGUUUGUUACAUACUGAGCGGACAAGACCGGUUCAUUGAACAUUGUCAUAGGAGGCAUUUUGUAUUAGUCACAUAGAUAUUGGCGAACAUCAUUGUUGUAGAAGAGUAGAUAGUGGGAUGCAGAUGAUCACUUGUAAAAGUAUUUGAUACUCAAUUCUAACUUGGAGUCAGAAAGUGAGGCCUUUCUCAUUCUUAUCGACUUUUUCCCUA